GCGCCUGUCGCCAGGAUCCCCAGCAGCUAGGAGAUGCUGUAGUGGCGUAUUUUGUUGUUUGCUGACAUACGCCAUUGAGACAAACAACAACAACAACAACAAAAAUAAAAUGUCUACCAAAGCGGAGCAGUUUGCAUCUAAGGUCCGUUAUUUACAAGAGUACCACAAUCGUGUUCUUCAUAACAUUUAUCCUGUACCAUCUGGAACUGAUAUAGCAAAUACAUUGAAGUACUUUUCACAGACAUUGUUAAGCAUUUUGUCCCGCAUAGGGAGGAAGGACAACCAGGAUGGCUCCAAUUUGACAGUGCCCAUGACUAUGUGUCUUUUUCCUGUGCCAUUCCCACUCACCCCAUCCCUAAGACCACAAGUCAGUUCCAUCAACCCUACUGUUACUCGCUCCCUCCUUUACAGCGUCCUCCGUGAUGCUCCCUCUGAGCGUAGUCAGCAAAGUCGUGAUGCACAACUUUCAGAAUACCCUUCUUUGGACUAUCAAGGCCUUUAUGUGACAUUGGUGACCCUGCUUGACCUGGUUCCUUUGCUACAACACGGCCAACACGACUUGGGACAAUCCAUAUUUUAUACAACAACAUGCUUGCUACCAUUCCUCAGUGACGACAUUUUGAGUACUCUACCUUAUACCAUGAUUUCCACUUUAGCAACAUUUCCUCCAUUUCUUCACAAGGAUAUCAUUGAAUAUCUGAGCACAUCUUUCCUCCCAAUGGCAAUAUUGGGAUCAUCUAAGCGAGAAGGUGUUCCACCUUAUGUGAAUUAUUCUGCAUCUUCAAUGCUGAUGAUUGCUAUGCAGUAUACCACAAAUCCAGUGUACCAUUGCCAGCUUUUGGAAAGCCUUAUGAAGUACAAGCAAGAAGUCUGGAAAGAUUUGUUGUAUGUGAUUGCAUAUGGCCCCUCUCAAGUUAAGCCUCCAGCUGUUCAAAUGCUUUUCCACUACUGGCCUAAUUUAAAACCACCGGGUGCUAUCUGUGAAUACAGAGGGCUUCAGUACACAGCAUGGAAUCCAAUUCACUGUCAGCAUAUUGAAUGCCAGAAUGCAAUCAACAAACCUGCUGUGAAGAUGUGCAUAGAUCCAUCCAUUUCUGUGGCAUUAGGUGAAAAACCACCUCCGUUAUAUCUGUGUGAAGAAUGCAGUCAAAAGAUUGCAGGAAUCCAGUCUGAAUGGUUAAUUGAUGUUCUGCUGCCACAAGCUGAGAUUUCUGCUAUUUGUCAGAAGAAGAAUUGUAGCUCGCAUGUUAGGAGAGCCAUUGUUACCUGCUUCUCAGCAGGAUGCUGUGGUCGUCAUGGAAACAGGCCAGUGCGCUAUUGCAAAAGGUGUCAUUACAAUCACCACAGCAGUGAGAUUGGUGCUGCUGCAGAGACUCACCUUUACCAGACUUCACCCCCUCCGAUGAACACCAGAGAGUGUGGUGCAGAGGAGCUGGUCUGUACUGUGGAAUCUGUGGUCAGUUUGCUAAAGGAAGCUGAAUAUCAUGCAGAGCAGCGGGAGUUUGAAUUAAAUCGAAGAAGACAAAUGGGCCUGUCCUUAUCCCAACCUUCUUUAGACAAUAUGGAGUAUGAUAACAAGGAUGAUGAUAAAAAUGAUCAGCGGCUAUUAAGCCAGUUUGGAAUAUGGGUUCUGGUCAGCCUUUGCACUCCAAGUGAAAACACACCUACAGAAAGUCUAGCCAGAUUGGUCAGCAUGAUGUUUCAGUGGUUCCAUUCCACUGCAUACAUGCUUGAUGAUGAAGUGGGAAGCCUGGUGGAAAAGCUGAAGCCUCAAUUUGUCACCAAAUGGUUGAAGACUGUUUGUGAUGUUCGAUUUGAUGUCAUGGUCAUGUGUCUUCUUCCCAAACCCAUGGAGUUUGCAAGAGUUGGUGGGUACUGGGACAAGCGCUGUAGUACUGUGACACAGCUAAAGGAAGGCUUGAAUCGAAUCCUGUGCCUUAUUCCAUAUAAUGUUAUAAAUCAAGCUGUGUGGGAAUGCAUUAUGCCAGAAUGGUUGGAAUCUAUCCGAACUGAGGUGCCAGACAACCAGUUAAAAGAGUUUAAAGAGGUUUUAAGCAAAAUGUUUGAUAUUGAACUUUGCCCAUUGCCCUUUUCCUUGGAAGAGAUGUUUGGUUUUAUUAGCUGUAGAUUUACUGGCUACCCUGCUUCAGUACAGGAACAAGCUUUACUUUGGCUUCAUGUUUUAUCAGAACUAGAUAUAAUCGUCCCUCUCCAGCUAUUGAUCAGUAUGUUUUCUGAUGGAGUGAACUCAGUCAAGGAAUUGGCGAACCAAAGAAAAGCAAGAGCCAAUGACCAGCCAGGAAAUCUAACUGCUCGACGGGUUAGUGUUGUAUCAGAUCCUGGACGCAGAGGCCAACAUGUUACUCUUAGUCCAUUUCCUAGCCCCUUUCGUAGCCCAUUCUGCAGUCCAUUGCGCAGUCCAUUCCGUGGUUGUUUUAAGAAUUUUGGAUCUGCAGGAGGAAGAGCCAUUGACUUUGAUUCUGAUGAUGAUGAGAUGAACCUGUCUUGCUUUAUACUGAUGUUUGAUUUGAUAUUGAAACAGAUGGAAUUGCAAGAUGAUGGUAUAGUUCUGGGUCUCGACCAUGGAUUAUCCAGGGACAUAAUUUCCAUCAUAAACAAUGUAUUCCAAGCCCCAUGGGGAGGAUCGCAUACCUGCCAGAAAGAUGAAAGUGCAGUUGAAUGCAACCUGUGUCAAUCCAGUAUUUUGUGCUACCAACUAGCAUGUGAGCUGCUGGAGCGAUUGGCACCUAAAGAGGAAAUCAAACUGGUGGAACCCACUGACAGCUUUGAAGACAGUAUGCUGUUUUCUAGGCCUGAAUUCACUAUAGGUUUUGAAGGAGAAGAAGAUGAUAAUUCAAGAGACGAUAAUUCAAAAGAGAAUGAAAAUCAAUUGAUCAAUAACGGAUGUGAAGAAAACCCUGAAAUGAAAAAUAAUGCAGAGAGAAGCUUUGAUUAUGAACAACUUCCUGCUACGUUGAAGUUAAUACAUACAAUAUUGCAGGAAACCCCAAAUUGUGAGGAGCCAGACAUUCUUUUCAACAUGCUCAACUGUUUAAAAAUACUGUGUCUCCAUGGAGAGUGUUUGUAUCUUGCCAGAAAAGAUUAUCCAAACUUUCUUGCUUAUAUUCAAGAGAAAAUGUUGAUUUCCAGCCUAUGGAAAGUACUUAAGUCUGAAUUCUCACAGCUUGCCUCUGUGGCAAUACCCAUGUUCCUGCACGCUCUUUCUCUUUCUUGUGGUGCUGAUAUAUUCUGGGGCAUCAUUGAUAGCAAUUUUAACAGCAAAGACUGGAAAAUGCGUUUUGAAGCUGUGGAGAAAGUAGUAGUUCUGUGCAGAUUUCUGGAUAUCCAAUCUGUGACAAAGAAUCAUGUCCUGAAGUACUCUCUAGCCCAUGCCUUCUGCUGUUUCCUUGCUGCAGUUGAAGAUGUUAAUCCAGCAGUGGCUACGAGAGCCAGACUUUUGCUUGAUUCCAUCAAAAGACCAGCUUUACAAGGUCUCUGUCUUUGCCUCGAUUUUCAGUUUGACACUGUGGUGAAGGAUAGGCCAACAAUCCUCAGCAAAUUAUUUCUUCUUCAUUUCUUAAAGCAAGACAUUCCAGCUUUAAGCUGGGAGUUUUUUGUCAAUAGGUUUGAUACCUUGUCUCUGGAGGCGCAACUUCAUUUGGAUUGCAACAAGGAAUUUCCAUUUCCUACAACUAUAACUGCUGUAAGGACAAAUGUCGCUAAUCUAAGUGAUGCUGCCAUGUGGAAGAUCAAACGUGCUCGCUUUGCACGAAACCGACAGAGAAGUGUGCGAUCCCUUAGGGACAGUGUGAAAGGCCCAGCAGAGUCAAAGAGGGCGCUUUCUCUUCCAGAAACUCUAAGCACCAAACUGCCUUUGCGACUGACUAGACAUGAGCAGUCAGCUCCAACUCUUGGUGCAAUGAUGGAGCAUGCUAUGCAUGGUCAGCAUUCUUCAGAGGAUGAUGCAAUUAUUAAGGAUCCUUUACCAGAGGAUGCCGGCAUUGAUCAUCAAACAGUCCAUCAGCUAGUCACAGUUCUAAUGAAAUUCAUGGCAAAGGAUAAGAGCAGUGCUGAAGCUGAUAUCAGCAGCGCCAAAGCAUUCAACACAGUGAAGCGGCAUCUAUAUGUGUUACUUGGUUAUGACCAGCAGGAGGGGUGUUUCAUGAUUGCCCCUCAAAAAAUGAGAACGUCCACUUGCUUCAAUGCUUUUAUUGCUGGAAUAGCACAGGUUAUGGAUUACAACAUUAGUCUGGGCAACCAGCUCCUUCCUUUGGUGGUGCAAGUGCUUAAGUAUUGUACCUGUCCGCAGCUACGCCAUUACUUUCAACAACCCCCACGCUGUUCCCUUUGGACUCUGAAACCUCAUAUACGACAGAUGUGGCUGAAGGCUUUGCUAGUGAUUCUGUACAAGUAUCCCUAUAGGGACUCUGAUAUCAGCAAAAUUGUAUUGCAUCUGAUCUAUAUCACAAUCAAUACGCUUAAUGCACAAUACCAUAGCUGUAAGCCCCAUCCCACUGCUGGACCCCUAUACAGUGAUAAUAGUAACAUUAGUAAAUACAGUGAGAAAGAAAAAGAAGAAGAUAGUGUGUUUGAUGAAUCAGAUGUACAUGACACACCAGUUGGAGCUUGCAACAAGGAACCACAGACAUUCUUUGCAAGACUGAAGAGGAUAGGGGGGAGUAAAUCAGUAAAAUAUCAACCAGUAGAGAUGAAUGCACAGAAGAGCUCAGAGAUAGAGCUGUCAGAAUACAGAGAUUCCAGCCUUUUGCCAGACAAUAUAAUGCGGUGUGGUACAUCUCCGCAAUUGCAAGAGGGUGUUGCUCAGAAGAAGAAAUUAUAUGCAAUUAAGCAGCAAUCACUUGAUAUAGGAAAUGCAGAUUCUGUCCUAUAUUCUUUAGAUGAACAUCGCAGAAAGUCAUGUCUGGAUAGGUAUGAAUCAUUACGACAAGCAAGCUUUCCUUCCUGCUAUCCUCACUUUGAAAGCAUGCAUGGAAGACCAGAGCAAGACUUGUCUGUCAAUGCAGAAAUUGGAGAACAUCAGGAAAAGUCUUCAGCUGCAGUAAACUCUCAAGAAGGGAAACGACCAUUAAUACCAGAAGUUAGACUUAGCUGCACAGAAACACUUGAGGCAAAACUUGAAUCUCCUGAGAAACAUCUUUCCUUCCAUAAAGAAGAAAGUGAUUUGAUUGACUUAUCUUCUGACUCAUCAUCUGCCCCGGAGAAGCAAUCAAUUCUAUCAAGUUCAGAUAGCGAUUCGUUGGUCUUUGUGCCUCUUCCCCCUCUCAGAAUUGUAGAGAGCGAUGAGGAAUAUGAAAUGCAGAAUACCCCUAAUAACAAACCAAGUGGAAAAACUAAUGUGGUCUCUCACAAUACUGUACCACAUAGCUUAAAUGUCACUCCAGUUGUAAAAGUUAAUGUUGAAGAUUGCUCCAAAGAGUCAAAAUGUCUGGAUUUUGGUAUGACUUCUUUGCUAGAUACUGAGAACAUUUUGUCAGUAGGUCUUGUAGAUGAAAAAGACUUCGGAAAUCUAACGCCUCAAAAAAAUUCGAAGUGUUCUGGUUGUGAAAGUCCACUAACUCUUAAACAGAAACGAGAAAACCUCAGGAAAUCAUCUGCUGUGCUUGAAAUAUCACAAGAUGGUACUGAUGAUUUGCAUAGAGAUGGGAUUAAAUCUGAAAGCCCAUUACCAAGUCCCAUUGUUAAAACAGUAUUUCUCAAGCUGCCCACAGAAAUUGAAGACGGUGAAAAACCAAACACAGAGCCGUCUACUGAUAAAGAUACUGAUCAAAAAGAUGAUAGUGGGGAAGAAACAGAAUUCAAAAUCCAGAUUGUUCCACGUCAGAAGAAACAAAGGAAAAUAGCUGUUAGUGCUAUUCAGAGGGAAUACCUUGACAUUUCCUUCAACAUUCUAGACAGAAUUGGAGAUCAAAGAGAUACUGAUCAGUCUGUUAAAGAUCUUUCAGCUCUGGAUAUGCCAAGAGAAUCUGCCUCUGCUCCAGCACUAGAAGCAGCUGUGCCAGAGACCAGUUGCCACUCUUCCAUAUCAAUUCAAUAUAGGCAAAUGAAAAGGGGAUCCCUGGGGGCCCUGACACUGAACCAAUUAAUGAAGAGACAACUGGAACAUCAGUCCAGUGCACCUCACAACAUCAGUAGCUGGGACACUGGUGCAACAAAAUCUAGUUUGCUUUCAGCGCAGAGCAUAGUCAGCAUGUUUGUUCCUGCACCAGAAGAAUUUACAGAUGAUCAGCCAACGCUAAUGUCUGACAGAUGUCUCGACUGUGGGGCUGUUCUUGAAGAGUAUGAUGAAGAAACGUUGGGGUUGGCUAUUGUUGUACUUUCAACAUUCACUCACUUGAGCCCAGACUUUGCUGCUCCUUUGCUGCUUGAUAUUCUGCAGUCAGUUGGAAGACUGGCGUCAAGCACUCUUUUUUCUGGUCAAGCAGAAAGCAUGAUGAUUCCUGGAAAUGCUGCUGGUGUGGCAAAGCAAUUUUUACGCUGCAUUUUUCAUCAGCUUGCUCCCAAUGGUAUACUUCCACAGCUAUUCCAAAGCAACAUUAAAGAUGGAAGCUUCCUUCGAACUUUGGCCUUGUCUCUGAUGGACUUCAAUGAGCUGAGUUCAGUGGCAGCAUUGAAUCAACUACUAGAGGGUUUAAACAACAAGAAGAACCUGCCAGCAGGAGGAGCUAUGCUUCGCUGUUUAGAUAACAUAGCCACUUACAUGGAAGCUCUGCCUAUGGAUUUACCCAGCAAUCUAUGGACUACAAUAUGCAAUCAAUUUCAAACAUUUUUGACCAAACUUCCAUGCAUACUACCAUUGAAGUGCUGUUUGGAUUCUAGUUUAGCAAUCAUGAUAUGUCUUCUCAAGAUACCUACCACAAGUGCAACACGGAGCCUUUUGGAGCCAUUUUCCAAAUUACUGAGUUUUGUAAUUCAGAAUGGAGUCUUUAGCCUUGGGUAUCUUGUUGAAUUGUGUGGUUUGUGUCAUCGAGCAUUCAAUAAGGAGCGGGAUAAAUUCUACCUGUCACGAAGUGUUGUAUUGGAAUUGUUACAAGCACUGAAGCUAAAGUCUCCAAUACCAGACACCAAUUUAUUGUUGCUGGUGCAGUUUGUUUGUGCAGAUGCUGGAACAAAAAUAGCAGAAUCAACAAUUCUACAGAAACACAUGAUUGCAUCUGUUUCUGGAUACACAACGGCAGCAAUGGAGUGCAUGCGACAGUAUGUAAGUGAACUGCUAGACUUUAUAGCUGAUAUGCAUACACUGACCAAAUUGAAGGAUCACAUGAAGACUUGUUCUCAGCCUUUGCAUGAAGAUACUUUUGGCGGGCACCUUAAAGUAGGAUUGGCACAGAUAGCAGCAAUGGAAAUUGCCAGGGGAAACCAUCGUGAUAAUAAAGCAGUCCUUCGCUACUUGCCUUGGCUGUAUCAUCCUCCCUCUGCCAUGCAACAAGGUCCAAAAGAAUUUAUUGAGUGCGUUUCCCAUGUUCGUCUUUUGUCAUGGCUGCUACUGGGGUCUCUUACACAUAGUGUUGUGUGUUCAGGAUCCACUUCAUGCAUGCCUAUUCCUUUGGAUGCUGGUUCACAUAUUGCAGAUCAUCUUAUAGUUAUCUUGAUUGGAUUUCCUGAACAAUCCAAGACGUCUGUAUUGCACAUGUGCUCCCUAUUCCAUGCAUUCAUAUUUGCACAGCUUUGGACAGUAUACUGUGAACAAGCAGCUUCUGCCCCAACCCUACAGAGCCUGAAUGAGUUUGUCUGCACAGCCACUUUGACUGCCCUUGAAUUCUGGAGUCGGGUGACACCUAGCAUUUUACAGCUGAUGGUUCACAACAAAAUGAUGGUAGAAAUGGUUUGCCUGCAUGUUAUCAGCCUGAUGGAGGCUCUGCAGGAAUGCAACUCAACCAUCUUUGUGAAGUUGAUACCAAUGUGGUUACCAAUGAUUCAGUCAAAUUUAAAGCAUCUAUCAGCAGGUCUGCAAUUGCGCCUUCAAUCAAUCCAGAAUAAUGUCAACCGUCAUGUCUUGCAGUCUUUCCAGGGAUCUGGGCAGAUGAGCACAAAUUCGUCAGUACUCCGUAAAUGGCUGCAAUGUACUCAGUUCAAAAUGGCUCAGGUGGAAAUACAGUCAUCAGAAGCUGCAUCUCAAUUUUAUCCUCUUUAAAUAUUUUUUUAUGUACCCUGACUUGGAGCAGUAGCAUCUCUUGUCAGUCCUCUUAGGCUGAUAAAAUAUUAGAUGCAUGUUGGCAACUAAGCAGCCUCUGUGUGUGUGUAUAUAUAAAACCAUUCUUUCUUUACAAAUAUUGUAAAAAGAUUAAUUAAGUGUUGCACAUAAAUUCUGUAAUGAACUUGGUUUUCUUAGAGGAAGUAUCUUGUAAUUUAGAACAAUAGAGUGAUCAAUCUUGUACAUCAAUUGUACUGGACACUGAGUAUUUGAGAUGUUAUACACUAUCUACAUAUCAGUUUAUAAAAGUCUUUUUAAAUUGACUAUUUUAAUGCCUUUGUCUUCUAUGAGUUCUUUAAUAUUAGCACCUUUGAGUGAUCUUAUAUCUUCCUACAAUCAUUUUGUUGUUGAAAAUAUAAUUACUAAUUAGAUUAUUUUUUUUGUUUGUUCAAAGUAUAUUUGUUUUUUACCUAUAUCUAACAACACUCCUGCAACAUUGGCCAACAAAUGUAAUGUCAGUUCUGAUAUCGUGUUUUUCUGUACAUUCUGUAUUUGGAAUAUAUGCAGCUGUACUGGGAAAUGUGCUGCUUCUUUGGUCUUGACAUUUACUGAAACUGUACCUUUCUCUGUACGUAAAAAAUCUACUUAGUGUCCCAAUUCUUUCUCUGGGACUGUGCUCACUCCUAAAAGCAUCAAGUAUGUGAAAAAAUAAUUUUGAGGACAUACUUUGCAAUAAUAUUGAAAUGGUAUUGAUUAACCUGUUCAACUGCUGGUUUUCCAAUAGGCUAUAGGUGUAAAUAAUGUCUUUAGAUCAGUGUAAACAUGAUUGAAAAUAGGGUAGAAACUGGUCAUUUUAGUAUCCAGUAGAUUGUAUAUACUUUCCUGUAAAAUAUUGCUCCGAUGAUGAAGUUAGAUGCAUAUUUUGUGGAACAAAGAAUAUGUAAUUAUAUAGUGGAAGAUAAAACAUAUUUUCUAAGUUAACAAAAAUGGUCUGGUGUAAAUUACAAUUAUUUUUCUUUGAUAUUUUCCAUUUAUUUCUGUUCUUUUACUAGUAAUCACUUUUACUAUUCACCUUUGUUUGUUUCAUUGUGAAAAAGGUAGACUGAUGUUGAAUAUCUACAAUUCAAUAAUUAAGCUUCAAGAACAAUGCUUAUAAAACAAAAGAGUUCAAGUGUCAGUUUUUCCACUUUCUUUGGAAUGAACAAAUUUUACUAGUGCAGGAAGAAAAUAUUAGAACAAGGCACUUGGAUUUAUUAAUGAGCAUUAUAAGGGCUACAGCACUGUAGACUUCCAAACAAAAUAGUAAUAGUGGUUGGAACUGAGUAUACAGUACAUACAAAACAUGCAUAACUAUUGGUUCUUAAAAUUAUUGAUGACGUUUCCAAUUUUGGUCAAAAAUGCUGUAUUAGUAGAUCUUUAAAAACCAACUAAACAUCAAAUUCAUACAAAAAGUGUUAAUUAAUUAAACCUUUUUUUGUGUAAAAGGGGCAACACGGUGGCUCAGUGGUCAGCACUGCUGCCUCAUAGCAACAGGGACCUGGGUUUGAUUGCAGCUUCAGGUGACCAUCUAUGUUGAGUUUGUACUUUCUCCCCAUGUCUGCGUGGGUUUCCUCUGAUUUCCGCCCAUAGUCCAAAGAUGUGUAGGUUAGGUGGUUGGUCAUGCUAACUUGUCUUGUGACCAGGGAUGUGCAGGCUAAGUGGAUUAGCCAUGGGAAAUGCAGGGUUACAGGGAUAGAAUGGGGAUUUGGGUCUGGAUGGAAUGCUCUUUGGAGGGUCAGUGUGGACUUGAUGGGCCAAAUGGCCUGCUUCCACACUGUAGAGAUUCUAUGAAUCUACCAAAUCAAGAAUUCAAUUUAAAUGUUGUUAUAUCAUCUUGAUACCCACAUGUUUAAAGUGCAGAGCUUUAAGUUCACACCUGAUGGCCCUGUGAGUAAAUUAUACAGCAGUGAGUGUAAUUACUAGAAAUAUUCCAGCUUCAAACACUGCGAUGAAUUAGUCAACUUUAGUUGGGUGACCUUUGGCUUCAGUGCUGUGGGAAAGGGACAGGCUGCAGGCUAUUUUAGAUACAAAGGAGACAUUACUAUUGCAAGACUUUUUAAAACAAGAUUUAGAUUGUUGGAACUAGUGAAAACAGAGGGAUAAUUGAUUUUGUUAUCUUUGCACCUACUUGCUUUUAAAAACGUUUUCCGGUCAAGCUUUACUGUGAAUGUGUUUAUUACUAAUAUUAUUAUUCUAGUUGCAUAGUUUACACAUUGAUGCAACAUCCCUUGACCUGUCACUUUUAUUUAUUGACAACAGCAUGUUUAUGUUUGAUUGCCAUGUUUUUUUCUAUGUAUCUCACAAAGAACAUUAGAGAAAUUGUCCAAACUGUUUGGGAAUAGAUUGGAAUGCUAAUCAGCAGUACUCAUAAGAUCAAUCUUCAAAAACCUAUGUUUAGUUCACUGUGGUACUUCAAGUAUAAUUAUAUUUUAUUUUCUUCCAUAAGCUAUUUAUUUUGCAGUUCUCAAAACAGUACAAUUUAUCCUUAUUAAAAUUCAUGCAAACACAGGAGAAGCAGUAUCUAGAUUUUUGUAUUCAGCCAUACAUACUGAUGUACACAUUUUAUUAUGUCAAUUCAUUAUCAGAGGCAUAAUCUUACAGUAUCCUCCAAAGUAGUUAAAAAAUAGAAUUUUGGAGACCAAAGUACUGCAAAAGAAAGAAUGACGCUGAUUUAUUCAUUGCACAGUAGUUCACCUUGAAUGCUUCUCUGAGAAUAUUUCCAUCAAAAUGUUCAGCACUAUAUUUGAAGGUCACAAUAACAGAAACUCAUGAUGUAGAAAAGAUUGCCAACUAUUGUUAGAAAGUUAUUUUCUAUAUAUUAAAGCACUUGGAAUUUAAUUUUGCCAGAUAUUGUGUUGUUUUAGUUGAUUUUGCUUGUAAAAUAAUUUCUCUUUUAAAUAAAAGACAAUAAGUUUUA
Molecule: messenger RNA, 11108 nt
Organism: Rhincodon typus (whale shark)
Lineage: Eukaryota; Metazoa; Chordata; Chondrichthyes; Orectolobiformes; Rhincodontidae
Product: unc-79 homolog, NALCN channel complex subunit
Exons: 51
Coding region: 110-8152 (2680 amino acids)
Molecular function (GO): protein binding
Source: RefSeq, a predicted model, not a curated record